Messenger RNA from Paramacrobiotus metropolitanus, 2314 nucleotides. RefSeq lists its product as uncharacterized. Bases 213 to 2093 code for a protein of 626 amino acids. Gene Ontology annotation, biological process: proteolysis. Gene Ontology annotation, molecular function: metalloendopeptidase activity; zinc ion binding. The record is from RefSeq and is a predicted model, not a curated record. The transcript is spliced from 7 exons. Lineage: Eukaryota; Metazoa; Tardigrada; Eutardigrada; Parachela; Macrobiotidae.
AAAAAAUUCCCUUGGGCAAUGCACACCGGCUGACGAUAAUUCCUUCUCAGCAGCGGCUACUGCACUACGCAGUGACGUUACUCAACACACCUAUCAUCACGCUUUCUGUAAGAAUCAUCACAAAAAACUUAAAUUCUUGAUCACCGUUUUUACAGCCGUAAUCUGAGCCACAGUACUAAAAUUUCCGGAAAAAGGCUACUGUAUCAGCUGUUAUGGAGAAAGUUCUGGUUUAUGUGAAUUUGAUCUUCCUGUCUCGUUUCCUGGUCGCCGCACAGGUUUUACCGGACGAUUGGCAGAAAUUCAUCGACCCUGAAGUGCUGAAGGAGGACAAUGCUGAACUGACGUCCGGAAAUGAUCUGUUCGAAGGGGACAUUUCCGGGUUAGACCGCAUUACCAUGGCCAGCAAUCGCGAACAGGCGCAGGAUAUGGUGGCAAAUAUUACCUUUCUAUGGCCAGAUGGUCGUGUGCCGUACGUCAUCAGCGACAAAUUUGAAAUGAACGAGGAGCUACUAAUUAUAGGUGCCAUGCAGAACAUCUCAGCGGCCACUGGCGACAAAUGUAUCACAUUUACCAAGCGCACCGACGCCGGCAAAGAUGCUCCCUAUAUUCGUUUUGUUCGCGGCAUGCGUUGUCAAUCAUAUGUUGGACGCCAAGGCCCCGAUCAGUUGGUGGAGUUGACCACAUCCUGCUUAAAAGGUAUUGGUGGGAUCCAGCACGAAAUUAUGCACGCCCUGGGAUUCUAUCACGAAAUGUCCAGAGACGAUCGCGAUAACUUUGUAACGAUUAUGUGGAAUAAUAUCAAAGAUGCUGAUAAAAACCAGUUUCUGCAAUAUCGUGGCGACAAACAAGGACUACCCUACGACUACGCCUCCCUCAUGCACUAUCCCUAUAAUGCUUUUGCCAUCGACACCAAGAAACCCAGCGUUCUGCCAAAAAAAUUAGGCGCCUCCAUCGGCCAGCGGAAUGGUUUAUCCGAACUGGAUGUGCAACGCAUCCGCAAGGCAUACUGUAUCACCGCACGCGAGUUUAUAAAGGAAACGCCUAAAGUGUCGGUCCAGGAAAUGAUGAGUACCGUCACCGUCGGCUCAACAUCAACGACUACGCCAUUUGUGUUCCGCAGAGACUUUAGCUUGCCGGAUGUUGUUGCUAUCUUGGGCGACUCCAGGCGAGAGCUGAAUACCGUUCUGAAAUACGAAAUCAGGCCGAUAUGGAAAAAAAUCCUAGGCAGCAACGUUGCGGACGAUUUCACACUGUCGAUGAAAAGCGACAUAGCUUUUGACCCUUCCGCGGCUCCUGACGGCACCAGCAUCCACCAGAUAGUUUACACCGUCGACGGCACCGCCACUGCAGACGUCGACCUGGCCGUCGUUGCCCAGCAGUUCCACACCUUGGCCUUAAAAGCCGACAUCCCUCAUCUGUGGGCUGUCCCGAAUCCUGACGGCAGUUGGCAUACGACCGACAUGGUCCGAAACCAGAUCGCCGCAGCGGCUGCGAAAUCGCGGUCUACCUCCAAACCUUCAACCACAUCCACCGCAGCAACAACCGAAGAACCGCAAACAAUAACUGACGAUCAGUCCGAACCGGAAGAAGUUACAACGCCAGCGCCUCAGACCCAACGUCGUACUUUUACCCGGAUAUCGAAUAGGCGUCGCGGCGGAUCUCGCAUCAUCACGAUGACAGGACCCAACACCGUGUUUAACGGCAACAACAACUUCGGCAUUGCCGGUGGUUUAACAGAUGAUGAGUUACGAAUGCUUCCGCCUUCCGUACAGAAUGUGGUCCGGCAAAGUCUUAGUAACGCACAAACGCUCAUUGGUCCAAUGGAUCGUUCAGUUUCAAGUAUGAGCGGAUUCGGUGGAAUUCCACCCAGUUUCAGUGGAAUGCCAGGCGCUGGAUCGUUUGGUACGACAUUUGGAACUGGUGAGGACGGUGUGCAGAGCGGAGUAAGUCCCGAUGGUAAUACGAGGUACUACCGUCGUGAUGGAGUGGACCCUUCUACGGGCGCAAGGACAUCCUAUUCCUCAUUUGAAACACACCAGAGUUUUCAAUCAGGGAAUAUGGGAGGCAGGGGGAUGUUUAGCCCCUUUAGAUAAUAGUGCACGUACAGUCUUCCAUUGCCAGUACCGGUGCGGAGUGUGCACUCUGCAAAGAUAUACCAGACAGACUUUGACAGUUUUCCAAGCUGUAUAAUUUGGUGAUUGAUCUUACUUGUUUUGUAAUUAAUAAUUACUGUCUUUCAUGUUAGGUGUCGAGAAAUUUGAUUUUACGUGGCCUCGUUUUGACUGUAUUUAACCAAAAGAGAACUGACUUAUCG